Molecule: messenger RNA, 1521 nt
Organism: Fulvia fulva
Lineage: Eukaryota; Fungi; Ascomycota; Dothideomycetes; Mycosphaerellales; Mycosphaerellaceae
Exons: 2
Coding region: 1-1521 (506 amino acids)
Source: RefSeq, a predicted model, not a curated record
AUGAGCGAGACAGAAGUCAUUUAUCCGGCAGCAUCAACCCCAGACAUCAACCAUAUCUCUAAUGGCGUAUCUAAUGGCGUAUCGAAUCAUGAACGAGCUGUUCCUCAACUGCCGAGAGAAAUACGCGCUGUAAGGGACGCAAAUGCUUACAAGCACCAUGGCCGGAACAUCAUCGUGUGCCUUGACGGCACUGGCGACAAAUUCGACUCCGACAACAGUAACAUCGUACAUUUCGUGAGCUGCCUUAAGAAAUCGGACCCUUCCCAAUCGAUUUACUAUCAAUCCGGAAUCGGAACCUACGAUGGCGGAGGUCUCUCCAACGGCAUCAACGCCGGUCUCGACAUGGCCGUGGGAAGUGGUCUGGGUGUCCAUAUCCGAGACGCCUACAAAUACCUCAUGCAGACUUUCAAAGAAGGAGACAAGAUCAGUCUGUUUGGAUUCAGCAGGGGGGCGUACACAGCAAGGUGUUUGGCGGGGAUGGUUCACAAAGUCGGGCUCUUGCCAGCGCACAAUUCGGCACAAGUACCGUUCGCAUACGAGUACUACAAGGAUGAUUCCGACGAAGGGUGGAAGAUGAGUGCCGACUUCAAGAAGACUUUCUGCGUGACGGUGAGCAUUCACUUCAUCGGUGUGUUCGACAGUGUGGGCAGUAUCGGGUUCAUCCCUCGCAAGCUGCCACUAAGUAGCACGCCAACAUGCCGCGCCUCGCACUUCCGCCAUGCAAUGGCUUUGGACGAGCGUCGCGCGAAAUUCAAAGUCAGUCGAUACAGGCAAAGAGACUACACCGGCUGGAAGGUGUUAGCCGAGGACAACGAGAAGGAUUUCGAGCAAGAUGCCCGCACAGACGUGCUAGAAGUAUGGUUCGCAGGAUGCCAUGCUGAUGUUGGUGGAGGCGCUGUAAAGAACGAAGUCCGCCAUAAACUCUCACAGAUCCCACUCCGCUGGAUGAUACGACAAUGCUUCGACUGCGAUACUGGGAUAAUUUUCAAGGCACCACGGCUUGCGGAAGAAGGGCUCGAUGUUCAUACUCUCUGGCCGCAGUAUUCACAACUCCCUAAACCUAGCGGUGCGCCUCCUCACAAAGACUUAUUGGAGAGGAAAGCGAACGGCGGGCUGGGCGCGAUCAUCAGGCGCGCUUCUGUUCUGGAACCUGUCAAGCACGAUGAGCCGAUGGGCAUGCACCAUGUGAAACUCUACGAGGACCACGAGAAGCGGAAGUUGUCGAGUGAUUGGAUUCCGGAGCAGGUUGAGGAUUAUUUCGACUCAAUGGAGAAAAUUAAUGAUCAGCUUGUUGAUGCAAAGGGUUGGUGGGUCCUGGAGUUGUGGCCUGUGAAGGUUAGACUGCAGCCGAAAAACUCGGAUGGAUGGAUUAAGAAGGUCAGGUGUAAUAUGGGGAGGUAUCGUGUUUGUCAGGAGCAUGAUCCGAAGGUACAUUGGACUGUGCAGCAGCGUAUUGAGGAGAAGAUUGGGGUGAAUAAGAUUAGGGCUGAUCGGAGGUCUGUGUGGGAGGUUGUGGUGUGA